AUGGCAACGAAAUUUAGUGAUUUACUCGGAGAUAGUUUACUUGCAGCCAAAGCUGAUGGAGAAAGCGAAGCCUAUCGACAAGUACCAACUAGUGAACUAGAGAACAAGGUCGUGGGAAUUUAUUUUUCGGCUCAUUGGUGUGGACCUUGUCGAAAUUUUACUCCAAAAUUGGUUGAAUGUUACACAAAAGUUCAAUCUGAAUUACAUGAUCGAUUUGAAAUUGUGUUUGUGUCAUCGGACAAAGAUGAAGAAUCUUUCAAAGAAUAUUUUCAAACUAUGCCAUGGAAAGCUAUCCCUUUUUCAGAUCAAGCUCGUGCCAGAAAACUAGGAGAGAAGUUCAAUGUAGACGGCAUUCCAGCACUGAUUGUUCUCUUACCUAAUGGAGCAAUCUUAACUUGUGACGGUCGAGAAGAUAUCGUAAAAAAAGGAGAAGAAGCUAUACGAUUAUGGUCACAAGAUGAAAGCAAACUACCUAUACCUCCUGAUGAAUAUGUGUGGCAAGGAGUAUUCUGCGACGGAUGUAAAAUGGACCCACUUGUUGGUCAACGAUAUGUAUGUUCUACAUGUAAGGAAUUCGAUUUAUGUGCUGCAUGCCAGAAGAAAGGACAUGAACAUACACUUACAUAUAUGUCGCAGCCACUAGCAACGAUUGGAAUACUUGUUUGGAAAGGAAUAAAUUUAAACUCUUAG
Messenger RNA from Rotaria sp. Silwood2, 690 nucleotides. The record is from the annotation of a GenBank genome assembly. NCBI's taxonomy places the organism in Eukaryota, Metazoa, Rotifera, Eurotatoria, Philodinida, Philodinidae.